Molecule: messenger RNA, 1821 nt
Organism: Capronia epimyces CBS 606.96
Lineage: Eukaryota; Fungi; Ascomycota; Eurotiomycetes; Chaetothyriales; Herpotrichiellaceae
Exons: 3
Coding region: 1-1821 (606 amino acids)
Biological process (GO): transmembrane transport
Cellular component (GO): membrane
Molecular function (GO): transmembrane transporter activity
Source: RefSeq, a predicted model, not a curated record
AUGGGCGACGACAAUUUCAAGGAGACAACCACUCACCACUCCAUCGAACCCACACCGAGCGACAACUCUGACUUGGAUGAUGGAAUCGCUUCUCACAUCGGCGACUUGGGUCGGGAAAUCGACUCCAGUGCCAUCGGAGGUAACUUUGGGGACAUGCCCAAGGGUUACUACUGGACCCUAUCCUUCUUGGGCACUUUAAUAGGUACAUGCCUGGGUAUCUCUUGCUUCAAGCUCGGAUAUGUGUUGCCCGUGAAUACUCUUUCCAUCAUCAACGCCGACAUUGGUCCAGAUCCCUCUGUCGCCUGGAUUGCGACCGGGUGGAAUCUUUCCGCUGCGAUCGGGUACACUCUAGUCGGCCGGCUGUCCGAUAUCUAUGGACGUCGCUGGUUUUUCAUCGGCGGCAAUGUCAUCGGUCUGCUCAGCGCUGUCGUCGGUGCCACGGCCAAAAACAUCCCUACCCUCAUCGGCUCCAGUGUAUUGGCUGGGUUGGCGGCCUCGGUUCAGCUUUCGUUUCCCACCAUCAUCGGAGAGCUCAUUCCCAACAAACAUCGUGGUGUUGCCAACGGUCUCAUUCUGGUCACAGCAGUUCCCUUCUCUGUCUUUGGCCCUGUUGUCGCACGCAGCUUCGUCCUGCACACCUCCCAAGGAUGGCGAUGGAGCUAUUAUCUGAACAUUAUCAUGUCUGGCAUCGUCGUCUGCCUGUACUUUCUCUUCUAUCACCCACCGACGUAUAGACAGCUCCAUGCGAGGAGAUUGAAGGAGUUCAAGCUCUUCAAGACGCUUGACUUUGGCGGUGCAAUUUUGUUCUCUCUCGGCCUCGCCCUCUUCCUUCUAGGCAUGUCCUGGGGUGGUCAAAGCCAUCCCUGGAAGAGCGGUGAGGUUAUCGGCUCUCUGAUCGGUGGUGUUGUCUCCCUGGUCGCUUUCUUUUUCUACGAGAUUUAUAUGCCUCACGAAUACCCUUUCAUCCCUAUGAGGCUCUUCAGGAACUUGCCUUAUGUGACCACUGCCCUAGUCGGAUGUGUGGGAGCUAUGAUCUACUAUUCAGCAAAUGUCCUGUGGCCCACUGAGGUCGCCAAGCUCUACGAGACCGGCCUUCUGGACAUCGGCUGGCUCUCAAUGACCGUGGGGGGUGGUACUUUGGCCGGCCAAUAUGCUGGGGCUCUCUUGUGCCAUCCUCUUGGAAAACACAAGUGGCAACUGAUCGUCGGCUCUGUCGCCAUGACAGGCUUCAUUGGGGGCUUGGCUGCGGCUGAUUCCUCAACAAGGGCACUCGCCACAGCCAUGACAACACUGGGCUCCUUUGCGGUGGGAUACGUCGAGCUGGUGGUGCUUACUACAGCUCCUUUGUGUCUUCCGCAGGAAGAUCUGGGCCUGGCCACUGGGGUGGCUGGCGCCUUUCGAUCGGCUUCGGGUGCCAUUGCGACCGCCAUCUAUGCCACGAUUCUGAACAACAAGCUGACAACAAACAUUUCGAAAUACGUUCGACCCGCAGCUUUGGACGCCGGCCUACCAGCAUCAGAACUUCCAAAGCUGAUCACUGCUUUAGGAACAGGCAACUUCACUGCCGUCCCUGAUUUGACCCCGGGCAUCGGGGCAGCAGCUUCAAUAGCUUACAAAAUUGCAUACUCCCAGAGUUUCAAGACGGUCUACCUUGCAUCCCUGGCGUUCGGCGGCCUUUCUACACUCUCUGCAAUUGCCACCCCGAACAUGGAAAAAUAUUUCAACACUGUAGUGGCCAGAAGAUUACACGGUAAGGAUAUUGCGGUGGUAGAGAAAAAGAAAGCCCAGGAGAAGGUCCAACCCAAAGUUGAGGGCGUGUAG